CUUCCUGUUUACUUCCUGUUAGGCCCCCACGUACAGAUAAGUGAUAUCUGAAGAGUUGUGUUCAUAAAGUUGGGCCGGUCAGGCAGCAGGAUGCAGUGGGCAGCCUCAGCACCAGCCAGAUAAUCCGGACCCUCUGGACCCUCUGGACCGUCUAACUGGACCGCUGUCAGAACCAUGGCGAGCGGAGGUUCUGGGACGUGGUGCACUGAAGGAUGGGGCGGGCCGGUCAGCAGCAGCGUGCAGCAGAGGAAGAGACUGUCGUCCAUCUGUGACAGCUGUAAGGCCAAGGUGCAGCUGGUGGCCGACCUGCUGCUGCUGUCCAGCGACACCAGACCGGUCCUGAGCUUCGAAGGUGCGGUCCUGGCCGACACCUUUGACCAGUGCCGCGACACGGUCAUCGCUCGGACCAAAGAGCUCUCCAUCCUGACCCACGACAUCCAGAGCCAGCUCAACAUGGGCCGUUUCAGCGAGGUGGGGGACCGCCUGCUGGAGAUGGCGGACCUGGUGGUCUCUCUUACCGAAUGCUCGGCCCACGCCGCCUACCUGGCCGCCGUGGAGAGCCCGGGCUCUCAGCCCUGUCUGCCGGGCCUGGUGGACCGCUACAAGGUGACCCGCUGCCGGCACGAGGUGGAGCAGAACUGCGCCGUCCUGCGAGCGUCGCCUCUGCCGGACCUGACCCCCCAGCUGCUCCUGGAGCUGUCCCAGAACAUCUCCACCAGCCUGAAGACCCUGUCGGACGUGUCGCUGCUGGCCAGCGACGGCUCCAGGGACCGCUUCGCCAAGGAGCAGUUCAAGCUGAGCGUGAAGAGCAUCAGCACCUGCGGGACCGCCUUCCUGGCCUGUGUCAGGGAGGUGAAGACCCAGCCCAGCGACCUGACCCGGACCCGCUGCGUCCUCUUCAGCGCCGCCCUGGUCCAGGCCGUCAGCGCCCUGGUGGGCUUCGCCACAGAGCCUCAGUUCCUGGGCAGACCUGCCAGUGUCUCCCCUGAGGGGAAGGGGGUCCAGACUGCGGUUCUGGGCGGAGCCAUGAGCGUGGUGUCGGCCUGCGUCCUCCUGACCCAGGGUCUCAGAGACGUGGCCCAGCACCCCGACAGCAGCUCCAAGAUGGCCGAGUACCGCGAGCGCCUGAGGAACUCUGCGUGUGCGCUGUCUGACGGCUGCACCCUGCUGACCCAGGCUCUCAGGGAGCGCUCGUCCCCCCGGACCCUGCCCCCGGUCAACUCUGUCUCCUAGUCCUGGACCCGCAGGGCUCCUGCGACCCACCAGACACAGCAGAACUGUUGGACUGCAGCGGGUCUCUGGAACRGGCUCUGCAGGCCUCUGAGUCGUGCUGGAUGCGACCCAGACCCUGGAAGAAGCGAGGACUCAYACACUGGUGGUCCUGGUGGUCCUGAUCCGGAGUCAGCAGCAGUUUUAUUGGAGUUCUGUUAAAGGAUUCUUUUAUUUUCACUAAGUGUUAAAGCUGCUGUGUGUGUGUGUGUGUGUGUGUGUGUGUGUGUGUGUGUGUGUG
Molecule: messenger RNA, 1510 nt
Organism: Austrofundulus limnaeus
Lineage: Eukaryota; Metazoa; Chordata; Actinopteri; Cyprinodontiformes; Rivulidae
Gene: tlnrd1
Product: talin rod domain containing 1
Molecular function (GO): actin binding
Source: RefSeq, a predicted model, not a curated record